AUGGUGGUGCCAGGUGAUGUGGUGGCUGGGGCGCCGGGUGAUGUGGUGAUGCUAGGUGGCACUGUGGAGGAGCAUGGUCAUACCGAGGUGGCUCGGGAUCCUCUUGCUACAGAGGUGGCUCAACCUGUGGCAGCAGGGGAGAGUCCGAGGAACUGCCGUCCGGGAUCACUGGAUCCAAAAAAAGUUGGUGGCAAGAUUGUUCUUUGCAUUGACAAUGAUCCAACUGUAUCAAGGCGAAUCAAGAAAUUGGUUGUAGAGGAUGCUGGCGCCAAAGGGAUGAUUUUGAUCAAUGAGGAUGAGAAAGGUGUGCCUUUUGAUUCAGGUGUAUUUCCAUUCGUGGAAGUUGGAAACAAAGCAGGGUACAAGAUUCUUAAGUACAUGAAUUCUAACAAGAAGCCAACUGCAACGAUCCUUCCAACAGUUAAUGUUUCAAAAUAUAAACCAGCACCUGUUGUUGCAUUCUUCUCAUCAAGAGGUCCUGGAGGGCUCACAGAGAACAUUCUCAAGCCAGAUAUAAUGGCUCCAGGUGUUGCCAUUUUAGCUGCAAUAACUCCAAAAACUGAAGCAGGAAAGGUUGUCAUCAGAGAAGAGCCCUCCCAAUUCGGUAUAAGAUCUGGAACAUCAAUGGCUUGUCCACAUGUCACAGGGGCUGCGGCAUUCAUUAAAUCAGUGCACCCUGGUUGGAGCCCUUCCAUGAUCAAGUCAGCUCUUAUGACAACAGCAACUUUGAGAGACAACACGGGGAGGGCUUCUAGAAAUAACUCAGGUUACACAGCAAAUCCACAUGAGAUGGGAGUCGGAGAAAUAAGCCUCUUUCGAGCUCUGAAUCCAGGACUAGUAUUGGAAACUACGGCCAUUGACUAUCUUCAAUUCCUUUGCUAUUACAAUUAUUCGAAGAAAACUAUCCGAUCUAUUGCCAAAACGAACUUCAGUUGUCCAAGAAACUCUUCCCCCUCCCUCAUUUCCAACAUCAAUUACCCCUCUAUUUCUAUAGGGAGCUUGGAUCGGUCUAGGGCUGUCCAGAUAAUUCAAAGAACUCUAACGAAUGUGGGAUCACCGAAUACCACGUACUUGGCUCAUGUGCAGACUUCGAAUAGAUUAAUUGUCAAAGUUUCUCCCAAAAAGAUUGCUUUCAAAGAAGGUACAAGAAAGGUUUCUUUUAAGGCUUCAUUUUAUGCACAUGAGGCCCCGGUAGGUUACAAUUUUGGAUCCAUUACAUGGACCGAUGGCGAGGAGCACAGCGUACGAAUUGUUUUUGCAGUGAAUGUUGAAUAAGUCGAGCUCGUAGAUGUACAAAAUCAACAAAAGAAUGCAAUUUUUAUAAUUUCAACAUAAACUUUUGAGAAAGAAACGAUUAUCUAGAAACUAGAAUGCAAAGCUUUGGAAUUACCAAGAUACAAAAUAAUUAAUGGAAUUGAUGGAUAAAAGAUUUUUCAUCUCACAGAGGUUAGCAUUGAGAGAAUUUUCUUUGGUUAUUUUUUUAUGUUGUAGAAAUUUACUCAA
Molecule: messenger RNA, 1503 nt
Organism: Carica papaya (papaya)
Lineage: Eukaryota; Viridiplantae; Streptophyta; Magnoliopsida; Brassicales; Caricaceae
Source: RefSeq, a predicted model, not a curated record